AUGGUAGGCAUCUACACAUAUAGAAGUAAGGUCUUAUGGUAUAGGCAGACUUCCCUGGUGAUUAUUGCAAUUUGCUUUUCUUAUGUUGUUGCUUUCUUGCCUUCUUGCUUAUUGUGCUUUCGGAAUGCGAAAAUAAUGGAACUGAACUACUCAUGUAGCCUUUUUUUAUGUAUAUACUGUAUCACAUACAAGGGUAAACAAACAAAAGGAAAAACAAGUGAUGAUCUGAAUGGAAMAAAAAAAAAAUCAGCAAUGAGGGAGGAAACAAUAAGAGCGUUAGAAGAGCCUCACAAAUACCAUUAUAAAGCAGAAUGGUUGGAGAGUAAAGAUCUCGAUGAACGACAGUUAUUUGAAAUAUUUGCUUUUGGAAACAUUAAGGAUGUUCCGGAAGAUACAACCUUAACAUCUUCGAUGCGAUCGAAACUUGAAAAGUUGACUUUGAUAACAUUGAGUGAAACAUAUAAUGAGUUGACGUAUGAGAACAUAAGGAAGCAAUGUCAAAUUGAAGAUAACAGUAUCAUUGAAAACCACUUAAUCCAGUUACAAGAUAUUUUCAAAGUAGAAAUAGACUCUGUUAAUUUAUCUAUAAUUUUUUUGAAAAGACUGGAUUGCAGAGAUGUAUAUUGUAAUGAACGAGAAUUGGUUGUGAUUGAGAACCCGCGAGUGACGAAAGAGUGUUUAGUAAACAAUCUACGAAAGUGGAAGAUAAAGCUCAAACAAGAUAUACUGGAUCAGUCGAAGUAA
Saccharomyces eubayanus is the source of this 744-nucleotide messenger RNA. It is a transcript of the gene CSN9, whose product is annotated as Csn9p. The record is from RefSeq and is a predicted model, not a curated record. The transcript has a single exon. NCBI's taxonomy places the organism in Eukaryota, Fungi, Ascomycota, Saccharomycetes, Saccharomycetales, Saccharomycetaceae. The coding region runs from base 1 to 744 and encodes 247 amino acids.